GACAAGAUGGCGGAGGUGAGGCUGAACGGGCUGAGGGAACGGAAUCAUUUCGGACAAAACCACAAAAGACACGUCUUUGACGAAGGUAAGGUUUUAUAUAAGAAUAAAAUAUGGAUAUGUGCUUGAGACUGACAGUGACAAACUGCAAUUUACCUCGUUUGGCGUUGUUUCUCCUGAGUGUCCUAACCUCCAGUAGCCAAGCUAUGUUUUUACUUUUACAGGGACCCAGCCAGUGAAAGGUGUAUUGUAUUGUGUAGCUUAGCUGGCUAGCUAUACUAGCUAAUUCGUCCCGGCUUGUGCAGACCAGCGGUCACUCACCUGGCCUGGUCGGUCAUUUCAGACCGCGCGUGUUGCCCGUUGUUCCGGGGUUCAGCCCCAGACAGUGGGAUACUUUUUUGCAUUUCAUACGAGAGUUGUAAUUGAUAUUUAUCUACGUUUGUAGGGACAUGUGUUGGCUAAAUAAUGUAAUGUUAUCGAACCAGCUGUCACUAACAGUUCCCUUGCAGCAAGCCUUCUAGUCUAGUUCUCGAAAACCCUUCUCUCCAUAGGGUUUUCAGCGAUUAGUUUCGCUCACUGCUGGCUUCGUGUGAACUACAACACUAGGUUUCUGACGCUGGGUUUCAACGUUUAUUAACGUCAAUCAUCACUUGCAAAGCGGUUUUCAAAAUAUACUGCCAUUAUCUUUCAAAUCAGCAAGAAGGAUAAAAAUAUACAAUUAUUGUAGCAGAUUUGCACAGAUCCAUACCCUGUGUGCCUCCCAGUUGAUGAACUACACUUCUUCCCCAGUUAUGCUUACACAAGCCCUGACAUUCCGACCUGAACAACACUGACUACGUGAUUAUUAUUUUUUACCUCGUUUUUUUUCUUGAAAGCACAAUGACCAUCCAAGUCCAGUAAAAUAAAAAAGCAAAUUAUUUCAAUUUAUACUCAUCAACUGAUCUAUUUUGUUAUCAAAGCUCGAGUUUUGAUAUAUAAUAUGAUCUGAGAAUAACAAUAUUGUCAGGCCAGGCAGAUAGCCAAUAUGCUGUGAUAAUGUAUUAGGCCUGCCUACUGCACAGAACUGAACAAUUUUUAUAAGGUUAAUGUUGACAUGUUUAAAAAUAUAUAUAAUUUGAACGGUAGAUCUUGGCUUGCUUUUUGACUGCGAAAGUCAUCUUUACUCAAAAAAGGUUGGUGACCACUUGUUCAAAGGCUUGAUUUUGUCAUACUCGAGGCACUGUUUGUUCAGAUAGGAGAGAAAGGCCAGUGCCUCCUGCGCGCCGCAACAUUGCCCACCUUGCAAACUGAGGUAACAUUUUGAAACUAUUUAACCAUAAACAUAAUUGUUUAAAACCUGGGUGUUUUUAUUUUGAGGCAUGUCUUACCGUGUUCAGAACUUAGGCAUGUUAAGGGUAUUCUUUUAACACUUACUCAUAUACUAUUGACACCAGUAUUUCUCAUGUUUUCAACCUUCUUUCGUUGUCCAGCAGCCAAAGACACAAUCCUAGUCAUAUGAACAACCCAUGCUAGUUGUUGCAUCUUUAGAUCUUCCCUCUUUCAAAAUUUCGAAAGGUUUUAUUAAAUUUAUGUUCAUCUCAUGAAACUGCUCGCAUUUGCAGUGCACAUUGGAGGACAGUGUUUUCCCACUAAUUGCAUUUUGGAACAUUCACGCUUAUAGCCAGCUGCCUGCCGUGUGCGCAUAGCUGCGCUUGGAAUAUAAAGAAGUAGCCUAAUAGUUUAUCAACAUUUUAAGAUAAAUGUUCUGAUCUGUUGCAUCAGCCUCAUUGCUUUUAAAAGUUUUUUUGAUAUACAGUGGUUGUAUUAAUUUCGGCUCUAUCGUCCCGCAAUUGUCCCAGAGUCUGUUUGGAAUAUUUAUUUCUCGCAUGGAACGACAAGCUGACUAAUUGAAUAGGUCAACUUUUGUACUAUAGGGAUAGUAGAUUGACAAAGGCUAGUGCUUUUGCUGUUCAUUACUCAUCUUGUUGGCUGACAAAGUAAAUGUGGACAGUUCUUCUAACGUCUUCAAUAUGCACCUCAGAAUUUGAUAAGGAUGCACACCGUUGCAUCCAUUUUACAUUUACAUUUUUAGUCAUUUAGCAGACACUCUUAUCCAGAGCGACUUACAGGAGCAAUUAGGGUUAAGUGCCUUGCUUAAGGGCACAUCGACAGAUUUUUCACCUAGUUGGCUCGGGGAUUAGAACCAGCGACCUUUCAGUUACUGGCACAACGCUCUUACCCACUAAGCUACCUGCCGCCCCGACGUGUCGGUCUUUACUAGUAGCCUACUUCGGAGUUGUGAUGCCUGUGUGAAGGACCCGAUCACGUGACGGGCAUUGGCUAAUAAGAAUUGAGAUCUGAGAGCGCAAGAUGCUGCAUUUAGACAAGGGACGCAAAAACGUCAUACCAGUCGCCAUAACGGGACAAGAAAGCAAGAAAGACGGUGACGGCAAAAGCAAGCCAGCACGACAAUUUGCGCUGCUAUGGUGAUUUCAGUAAACAGAGUAAGCUUAAUAUAUGGAAAAGGUAAGUCUUUGCUCCUCUGGUUUUGCAUGCCCAUUCUGUAUCCUUGUCAGAUUCCUUGAUUUGAAGCAAGGAGCAAACACCAGAUGUAUUUUCUCUCCCUCUCAGGUGCAACAGCUGUCAUCAACUCUAUUGUAACAUGAUAGAUACAGUGCCCUCCACUAUUAUUGGCACCCCUGUUUAAGAUGUGGUCGAGGACUUCCAAAAAUUCUCCUUUUUUUUUUUUAACAACAUAGAACCCAAAUGCAAAAAAAGAGGAAAAUCCAACCUUUAAUUUAAGUACAUUACUUUGGUGGUUAAAAAAAAAUCACACAUUUAGAAAAAAAAUAACUUGAAAUCAUGUGUCCCACAAUUAUUGGCACCCCUAACAAUUCCGCUGAAAAUUUUAAUUGAUUUUUUUUAAAUAUAUUUUUCUGUAGUUGCUAAAGUUGCUCAAGGUAUCUAGGAACUUUUAAUUAGUAAUUCAUGACUUCCUGUUUCCCUGGGGUAUAAAUAUGACGUGACACAGAGGCCUAAUUCUCUUACCCAUUUGUCAACAUGGCAAAGACAAGAGAACACACCAUUCAAGUAAGGCAGAUUUGUGUCGACCUUCAUAAGUCAGGCAAUGGCUACAAGAAAAUAGCCACUCGCCUUAACUUGCCCGUAUCUACAGUCAGAGGAAUCAUUAAGAAGUUUAAAACAACUGGAACAGUGACAAACAAGGCUGGAAGAGGUCCCAAGUUUAUCUUGCCACAACGCACAGUGAGGAGGAUGGUAAGAGAAGUAAAAAAAAGUCCUAAGCUCACUGUCACAGAAUUGCAUCAAAGAGUGGCAUCUUGGGGUCACAAAGUCUCCAAAACAACCAUCAGACGCUCUCUACAUGCCAACAAGCUGUUUGGGAGGCAUGCAAGGAAAAAGCCUUUUCUCACUAACACUCACAAACGUAAACGUCUGGAGUUUGCUAAGCGGCACUGGGACUUCAACUGGGAUCGUGUGCUUUGGUCAGAUGAGACUAAGAUUGAGCUUUUUGGCAACAAACACUCUAAGUGGGUCUGGCGUAAAACAAAAGAUGAGUAUGCCGAAAAGCACCUCAUGCCCACCGUGAAGUAUGGUGGAGGAUCUGUGAUGCUGUGGGCCUGUUUCUCUUCCAAAGGCCCUGGGAACCUUGUUAGGGUGCAUGGCAUUAUGAACGCUUUGAACUACCAGGACAUUUUAAAUAAAAACCUGAUGGCCUCUGCCAGAAAGCUGAAGAUGGGUCGUCAUUGGGUCUUUCAGCAGGAUAAUGAUCCAAAACAUGUGGCAAAAUCUACACAAAAAUGGUUCAGCAGUCACAAACUCAAGGUCCUCCCAUGGCCAUCUCAGUCCCCAGACCUCAACCCAAUCGAAAACCUGUGGGGCGAGCUAAAGAGGAGAGUGCAUAAGAGAGGACCCAGGACACUGGAUGAUCUAGAAAGAUUGUGCAAAGAAGAAUGGUCAAAGAUCCCUCUCUCUGUGUUCUCCAAUCUUGUGAAAUGUUAUAGGAGGAGAUUAAGUGCUGUCUUGUUGGCAAAAGGGGGUUGUACAAAGUAUUAACAUCAGGGGUGCCAAUAAUUGUGGGACACAUGAUUUCAAGUUAUUUUUUCUUCUAAAUGUGUGAUUUUUUGCAUUUGGGUUCUAUGUUGUUUUAAAAAAAAGGUGAAUUUUUGGAAGUCCUCGACCACAUCUUAAACAGGGGUGCCAAUAUUUGUGGAGGGCACUGUAUGUGUAGCCUUAGCUACAUUUUCUCAGCUGUUCUAGUCUAUUGGUUAGCUAACAUCUUUCUCACUGAACAACAGUCACAAUCUGGCACAAUUAUUUGUGUACCAAUGUUUUUGGAAUGUUGAUGUGUACAAAAAUCAGUCAGCAGGAAAAUUGAAGAUUCUGAAGAUAACCCAGGUGUUGUUUUGGACGUUUCAGUAAUGGGUGUCUUUUAAAUCUGUUAGCCUUGUGACUUGAUGCUUGUAUGAGUGCAAAAUACAGCUGGUUUUGUUUGUGUGGCAAUAGUUAACACUCACUGGGUCUGCACUUGGUGUGCAGGGGCCUCAUUUAUAAACUGUGAGUACGUACAAAAUAUACCCCAAAAUGUGCGUGCGCCAGUUUUCACGCAAAAGUUGGCAUUUAUAACAAUUGAACUUGACGUGAGAAUGUGCUCACCUCCCCGCAAACUUUAGAUCAUGCGUAUGCACAUCUGCUAGUGGUUGAAAUAUUGUAUUGCAAGCUGGCAAGUAAGUAUUUUGUGCAAAUGGAGGAAAUGAAAAAGAUUAUUCAUAAAAAAACUGAAAACAGAUUAACAAGAAUGCAGUUGAACAUUUGCCCUGCUUGACUCCAGUCCAGAAAAAGUGUAGUCUUGGAGUUGGCACCAGUCCGCAUGUGUCGCGAAAAAGGAGAGUGUGACUGGGGUUUUGCUUUGAAUGAAAUGUCCCUUUCCUCUGAAGAAAAUUCCCAUGUAUAGACACGGCUAAGUGUAUUGUUGUGGCUUCUCAAUGCUUCAGAUGUAGUAAAUGAGUCAGGGGAUAGGGAGAGCAUAAAUGGAGAGCUGUUUCAGAUACUGAGCUGAGAUGUAGACCUCCACUGCCUCCAUACAUGGCCUGCCAAUAGACCCUGAUCAGGGCUGAUACAAUGCAAUAGGAGAGAACUGUGGGAAGAUAAAGGUAAUGAUAAGCCUGCCAAUUUUUUGAUCUGUCGCUGUUUGCUCAAAGGUAGAGGGAUUGGACUGUGUAUUAGCCUAACCUCUAGCUUCCCUCAGCAGCACUCGCAUUAAAUGGUUUCUUCCCAUCAGCGCUAUAGGUAUGUGGAACCCCCCCACUAGUCCCUUGUAGCAGAACUGUAGCUCAGCAGCCCAGUCCCUGCAGACUAGUGUCUUUUGUCUCUCUCCUAUGGCUCCUAUAACAGCACUGGCACUUCAUUUUGCUGACUACUGCUACUUAUUCCACUGCCUUGAUAGACACUUGUGUAGAGGGGCCUAGCCCUUGAUCAUGACUCAGUUCCAUUACAUUACACAAGUCAUUGGAUGAAGGCUUCUUCUGUAGGGUGGAGUUUUGUUAAGAGCUGCGACACUCGGUCUGAACAUUAACACGCAUCGCUUGGUGUACGGUUUUGGAAGCAUAAUGACCUUAUCUUUCAUAUCGGCGAGAAAUAAUAAAAAAGGUUAAAUUGAUACACACCUUUAUAGGGUUAGAGUUCCCACACUGCCAUAUUUCCAUGUUACAGCGCUUGUUUAGGGAAAACGGAAGGAAAUCAGUGGACUACCUGUGCUAAUUAGCGAUCUGCUUUUCCGAACACCAGUGUGUAAACGGAAGACAGACACCACAAAUGUGUGGACACUGAAAUACUGUCGGCUGCAACUGUGCUAAAACUAUGUACAGUGUGUAUUUUGCAUUUUUGAAAUUAUUGAUGUGAUAUGUAAGUAGAGGGAUUUAUGUUUCUAGAACCUUACUGCAAUUGAGAAUCCAUUCAGGUUUUAGCUGGUGUAUUUGGCUGUUUUGUCUUCAAUAGCCAAUUUGCCCUUUAAACAGAAUGUGUAAGGUCCUUGGACUAAGGAGUAACGUUAGGCUCAUUUAGUCCAAUAUUGGGCUAAGAGGGGCGUAUGUUUGGGUUAUCCAUUUAUGCUGGACUGACACGGGAUGUUAAGUACCGUUGUUUAUAUGUGAAUAAAGUUGGGAGCAGUCUGGCCACAAGUUAGAUGGCCGCCUUACCUGAUUCUCCCAGCGAGUCUUCUAUUUCUCGUCCUGACCUGCUACUCUGCACGUGUUGCAGGUGAUUAUUAAUCAGACUGGUGUAGAUUGCAUGUCUGCCCAUGUGGGGAAAUUCUGAGGUGUCAGGAGCUGGGGCUUUCGUCCCAACUCGUUUGUAUAUAAAUUCAGCUUUCGUUUUUAGCCUCAGUGACACUAACUCUGACAUGGAUGUCUGUCUAGCUGUAGAAUACAUUUGUAAAACCACUGUUAGUCUAUCUGGCUUAUUGUUUGUUGUGAUUUUAGUGUUUACUUUGACUUGUCUUCUUUUUUUUGUACAGUGUUGUUUAUCUAGCGGUCUCAAACCCACAGUGAAUGCAGUCUGUUGGUAGACCAGACAGUCACUAGACCAGAAUCAGCAGGAUGCCUCUUCAGUGUAAGCUCUGCUCCAGAGAAUGCUCCGCAGAAUACUGUCCUGUUCUCUCAUACCUUCUGUUCGACAACCCCUCUCCUGGCAUCAGCCAUAGAGCCCAGUCAGCCCACUGCUGUUUGUCAUCGGCAGAGAACAGACCAGCACCAAGCUCUCAAACCUGCCUUACAACAAAUCCUCACUCUGAGCUUUGGCUGGGGUUGUUAUUAGGUAUGAUGUUUGUUGUUCGAUGUGUUCAAAUCACACACGUCUUGUAAGACUGUCAGCUCUGAGGAAAAUGUCAAUGGGCAGAUUGACGUUUUCCUUGGAGUCUCGCUUGGUGUUGCUGGUAUGUUGUGAACCAUACUUUCCAAGGGUCUCCUUGAAACAACACAACCUGUUUUUUGUUGUUGUUUUUUUGUCUAAUUGCGAUGGCAGUUGUAAGAUGAUUGUUUGCAUGAGCACUAGCAUUCCCAAAUACUUGUCAUACCAGUUUCCAGGGUGUUGGAUAAGUCGUUUGUCUACUAUGAUAGGAGUGACAUCUCUGUAGAGAAAUUCCCACACAUUUCUAGAAAGGGAACACCUUCCAUUAGACACCCUUUCAGGGAAAUAUUAAAAGGCAAAUCUGAAAGCUUUUUGAAAUGCUUUCCUUUUGUGACGUUGAGCUCCCUAAGGUAAUAGCCUGGAUACAUAUAAAAUAUACUGUAUAGUGUAGAUGCUAAAGACAUUGGCCCAAAUAUGACCCAUAUGAAGACCUAGUACAUUAAUCUCACAAUACCCCUGGCUUUUGUCCCCCUUUCGCCAAUACGUUUCCUAAUACCCAAGUGUGUGUAAUGCAGGCCUGUGGCAAUGUACUGGCAGCAUGCAACAAAUACCAUGGCCAGGAAUUGUCAUGGAAUGUUCAAUAAUAUGGACAAUGUCUGAGGGUGAUUGAAGUUUAGAUGCUUGAAUCCUCUAAGAUGAUGAGACUAAUGACAAACCUUUUUGAAGAGGACACCGACUACACUUGUCUCUGAAACCUUUCCUUGUGAUGUGUAAAGUUUAAACUGCUCUCCCUGCUCUUAACAGCAUGAAACCUGUUUGUUCUGUCAGGUGUGGGUGGUGUGGAGGAUGUUCCUCUGUCCCUGCCAGAUUGGAGGCCUCCUCCCAGGAUAGGGCCUCGGGCAGAGGCAGAUAGCGAGACAGACGAGUGGGAACAGGCCCCAGAGCAGAGUCACGAUAAGGAGCAGCCAAUAGAGGAGCCUGUGGUGGGGUUAGAGGAGAAGGCUCGGCCCAUCCAGAUUGUCCUGGCCCACGAGGACGACCACAAAUUUGAGCUGGACACGGAGGCCCUGGAGAAGCUCCUACUGCAUGAGGAUGUCAGAGAUCUCAAUGUGGUGGUGGUGUCUGUCGCUGGGGCCUUCCGGAAGGGCAAGUCCUUUCUGCUGGACUUCAUGCUCCGAUACAUGCUCAACCAGGUGAGACCAGGUUCACACUUAUACCUGCAGUACAUACAAUUCACUGUAUUAUAUAGAAUACUGAUAUUUACAUUUUAGUCAUUUAGCAGACGCUCUUAUCCAGAGCGACUUAUCAAUCAAUCAAUCAAUCAAUCAAUUUUAUUUUAUAUAGCCCUUCGUACAUCAGCUGAUAUCUCGAAGUGCUGUACAGAAACCCAGCCUAAAACCCCAAACAGCUAGUAAUGCAGGUGUAGAAGCACGGUGGCUAGGAAAAACUCCCUAGAAAGGCCAAAACCUAGGAAGAAACCUAGAGAGGAACCAGGCUAUGAGGGGUGGCCAGUCCUCUUCUGGCUGUGCCGGGUGGAGAUUAUAACAGAACCAUGCCAAGAUGUUCAAAAAUGUUCAUAAGUGACAAGCAUGGUCAAAUAAUAAUCAGGAAUAAAUCUCAGUUGGCUUUUCAUAGCCGAUCAUUAAGAGUUGAAAACAGCAGGUCUGGGACAGGUAAGGGUUCCAUAACCGCAGGCAGAACAGUUGAAACUGGAAUAGCAGCAAGGCCAGGCGGACUGGGGACAGCAAGGAGUCACCACGGCCGGUAGUCCCGACGUAUGGUCCUAGGGCUCAGGUCUCUCAGUUGGCUUUUCAUAGCCGAUCAUUAAGAGUUGAAAACAGCAGGUCUGGGACAGGUAGGGGUUUCGUAACCGCAGGCAGAACAGUUGAAACUGGAAUAGCAGCAAGGCCAGGCGGACUGGGGACAGCAAGGUGUCAGCAUGCCCGGUAGUCCUGACGUAUGGUCCUAGGGCUCAGGUUCUCAGAGAGAACGAGAGAAUUAGAGAGAGCAUACUUAAAUUCACACAGGACACUGGAUAAGACAGGAGAAGUACUCCAGGUAUAACCAACUAACCCCAGCCCCCCGACACAUAAACUACUGCAGCAUAAAUACUGGAGGCUGAGACAGGAGCGGUCCGGAGACACUGUGGCCCCAUCCGAAGAAACCCCCGGACAGGGCCAAACAGGAAGGAUAUAACCCCACCCACUCUGCCAAAGCACAGCCCCCGCACCACUAGAGGGAUAUCCUCAACCACCAACUUACAAUCCUGAGACAAGGCCGAGUAUAGCCCACAGAGGUCUCCACCACAGCACAAACCAAGGGGGGGCGCCAACCCAGACAGGAAGAUCACGUCAGUAACUCAACCCACUCAAGUGACGCACCCCUCCUAGGGACGGCAUGAAAGAGCACCAGUAAGCCAGUGACUCAGCCCCUGUAACAGGGUUAGAGGCAGAGAACCCCAGUGGAGAGAGGGGAACCGGCCUGGCAGAGACAGCAAGGGCUGUUCGUUGCUCCAGAGCCUUUCCGUUCACCUUCACACUCCUGGGCCAGACUACACUCAAUCAUAUGACCUACUGAAGAGAUAAGUCUUCAGUAAAGACUUAAAGGUUGAGACCGAGUCUGCGUCUCUCACAUGGGUAGGCAGACUGUUCCAUAAAAAUGGAGAUCUAUAGGAGAAAGCCCUGCCUCCCGCUGUUUGCUUAGAAAUUCUAGGGACAAUUAGGAGGCCUGCGUCUUGUGACCGUAGCGUACGUAUUGGUAUGUACGGCAGGACCAACUCGGAAAGAUAGGUAGGAGCAAGCCCAUGUAACGCUUUAUAGGUUAACAGUAAAACCUUGAAAUCAGCCCUUGCCUUAACAGGAAGCCAGUGUAGGGAAGCUAGCACUGGAGUAAUAUGAUCAAAUUUCUUGGUUCUAGUCAGGAUUCUAGCAGCCGUAUUUAGCACUAACUGAAGUUUAUUUAGUGCUUUAUCCGGGUAGCCGGAAAGUAGAGUUACAGUUAGUGAGUGCAUACAUUUUUAUACUGGCCCCCCGUGGGGAUCGAAUCCACAACCCUGGCGUUGCAAACGCCAUGCUCUACCAACUGAGCUACACGGGGCCCCAGAGCUAUUUCUCUGACCACGUGACCUGACCAGGAAAAAACUCUGGCCCUACUUCUAGAUUAGGCUAUAUAAACUCAGGGCCCUAAAUGUAAUCGUUCAUUGAGCAGAUCAGGUUGAAUGAAGAUUUUGCUGUGCUAAAAAGGAAGAACCAACUUUGUCUGGGAGCUGUGGUUAAAAGCACAUGCUGGCAGCCUCAACAAUCUAUUAUCAAGUCAUUAACAUAACCCUGAGGGUAGUGUGAAUUAAAAGGCGUUAUGUAACGCUGCUAACCUUUUCAGGGUCAAUCUCUCGGUUGUCGGUACAAUACCAACAUUUGUAAAGAAGUUUGGCGAUCCUGAAUAAACCCUUUAUUAGAGUCCUGUAUUCCCAGAUUAAUGAGCCACUUACACAAGUGAUUGGCUGACGCACAUAAUGUCCAGCUAGGGGUUUAUAAAACUGCUGUAAACGGGAAGUCUGCUAAUGGCUCUACAUGGAUAUUAUUUGUUAUUUUUUCCUUUGGGAUUAAUUUAGUAGUGUGAAAUUCCUUCAGGCUCUUUACUUCCCCUCCUAGACUGUGCUAGAUUAAUUAUCGCUAUCUUCAGGUCAUUUCACAUACACUAUAUAUAAAUUAGUGGAUUCGGCUAUUUCAGCCACGUGUUGCUGACAGGUGUAUAAAAUCGAGCACACAGCCAUGCAGUCUCCAUAGACAUUGACAAACAUUGGCAGUAGAAUGGCCUUACUGAAGGUGGCACCGUCAUAGGAUGCCACCUUUCCAACAAGUCAGUUUGUCAAAUUUCUGCCCUGCUGGAGCUGCCCCGGUCAACUGUAAGUGCUGUUAUUGUGAAGUGGAAACGUCUAGGUGCAAAGUGGUAGACCACACAAGCUCAUAGAAAGGGACCACCGAGUGCUGAAGUGCGUAGCGCGUAAAAAUCGUCUGUCCUCGGUUGUAACACUCACUACAGAGUUCCAAACUGCCUCUGGAAGACACGUCAGCACAAUAACUGUUCGUCAUGAGCUUCAUGAAAUGGGUUUCCAUGGCUGAGCAGCUGCACACAAGCCUAAAAUCACCAUGCGCAAUGCCAAGCAUCGGCUGGAGUGGCGUAAAGCUUGCCGCCAUUGGACUCUGGAGCAGUGGCAACGCGUUCUCUGGAGUGAUGAAUCACAAUUCACCAUCUGGCAGUCCGACGGACUAAUCUGGGUUUGGCGGAUGCCAGGACAACACUACCUUCCCGACUGCAUAGUGUCAACUGUAAAGUUUGGUGGAGGAGGAAUAAUGGUCUGGGGCUGUUUUUUCAUGGUUCGGGCUAGGCCCCUUAGUUCCAGUGAAGGGAUAUCUUAACACUACAGAAUACAAUGACAUUCUAGUUUAUUCCGUGCUUCCAACUUUGUGGCAACCAUUUGGGGAAGGCCCUUUCCUGUUUCAGCAUGACAAUGCACCUGUGCACAAAGCGAGGUCCAUACAGAAAUGGUUUGUCGAUUGGUGUGGAAGAACUUGACUGGCCUGCACAGAACCCUGACCUCAACCCCAUCGAACACCUUUUGGAUGAAUUGGAACGCCGACUACGAGCCAGGCCUAAUCGCCCAACAUCAGUGCCCGACCUCACUAAUGCUCUUGUGGCUGAAUGGAAGCAAGUCCCCGUAGCAAUGUUCCGAAAUCUAUUGGGAAGCCUUCCCAGAAAAGUGGAGGCUGUUAUAGCAGCAAAGGGAGGACCAACUCCAUAUUAAUGCUCAUGAUUUUGGAACGAGAUGUUCGACAAGCAGGUGUCCACAUACUUUUGGUCAUGUGUGUAUGUAUGUCAAAUGUGUAUGUCAGGAAACUUGGGUAAGGGAUAUCUUUAUACUCUGACAAUAAUAAAAAUUUAAAAAAAAUUCCAGCCACCCAAAUCAUAGACUGUUCUCUCUGCUACCGCACGGCAAGCGGUAACGGAGCGCAAAGUCUAGGUCCAAAAGGCUCCUUAACAGCUUGUACCCCCAAACCAUAUGACUGCUGAACAAUUAAUCAAAUGGCCACCCAGACUAUUUGCAUUGACCCCCCCCUGUUUUUACACUGCUGCUACUCACUGUUUAUUAUCUGUGCAUAGUCACUUUACCCCUACCUACAUGUACAAAUUACCUCGACUAACCUGUACCCCCGCACAUUGACCCCUGUAUAUAGCCUCAUUUUUUUUUUUUUUUUGUAUUUUUACUUUAUUUAGUAAUGAACUCUAUUUUCUUAACUGCAUUCUUGGUUAAGGCCUUGUAAGUAAGCAUUUCACGGUAAGGUCUACACCUGUUGUAUUCGGCGCAUGUGACAAAUAACGUUUGAUUUGAUAAAGCUGCCUCACACUCAAUGUCACAGUGUAGACUGCAAGAGUCCCUGCCUUCCUUGGUCUGUUCAUCUCAAGGUCUGAGAUACAGAAUGAUCUGAGGACAGAGAAAAACGGGUCACAGUGGGGGCAGAGGAGCAGUGAUUGCUUAUUGUUGCUUUGAGACAACGAUGCACUCAAUCUCAUCCAGGGUCAGGUUUUCAGGAUUGCUCUGUGUCGCACUAGUUCCAGUCCAGAAUAAACCGAAAGCACUGCAGAGAUUGAGUAUCCCCCAUGUUAUUCUCCAGCAGGUUAUAAUCUUUAGAUGAAUAAUUUCAUUUCCUCCUGGUGUCUGCACUGCACAUCUGUGCUCUCUUUUUACGGCCUAGAAUUUGAACACUCCAUUCCAGUCACGUUUCCUGCUGGAGAGAGAAAGUCUGCUCUUUCGUGUGUGGCAAUUUGACUGACUGACUGCCCUCCCCUGACUGGACUGGUUGAUGUCCACAGAGGGAGGAGACCGAGAGAAAAUGGAACUAAAACUUGUUAUGUAAAGUGUGCUCUUGGAUUCAAAAACACCGGAUUCAAAAAUUUGAAUCUUUCAAUUUAAAUUAUUAUAUAAAAUUCUUGCUACCAAUAUAAUGUUAUUUAUAUGGGGGAUACAAUCUUCCCAGCUCUGCAGAUUUUGCUGUGAAGAGACAGAAUCAUUAGAUCAUUUGUUUUGGUUCUGUCCAUUUGUAGCUUGUUUUUGGACACGGGUCCAGGAAUGGCUAAAGGAUUGCAAUAUUUACCUGGAACUAACCUUGCAGAUAGCAUUACUGGGUGAUCUGAAAAGUCAUAGUCAAUCAAUCAAUAAUAUAAUACUUUUAGCAAAAAUGUUUAUUUUUAAUUCACAAUCUGUAGAAGUAAUGAGAAUAGAAAGGUUCAGAACUUUUGUAAAACAUCACAGUACGGUUGAAAUAUAUAUGGCAAAUAGAAAUCCUAUAUGGAUGUUAAGAGAUAGAUGGGAGGUAUUGAAUAGAGUUGAAGGAUGGGACUAAUAACAAAUAACAACAAAUAAUAACAAAGAUAGCUAAUAAUGUAAGCAUACUGUGUCCAUAAUAAGUAUAUAGGUUGUAUGUUGGGAGCUUUUGGGAAAGAGCACAGUUAGAAAGAUAUGGCAUAUAGAAGAAAACCGGAUGGACAUCAUGAAAAUGAUCAGAGAGGUUGAGAGUAGAAGAAUAUAUAAUAGUUAUUGUAAAAUUAACUGUGUCCAUAAGGUGUAGAUAGAUUGUAUCUUCUAUCAAUGUAAUUGUCUGCAUCACUUCCAAUCCCCCAUGUGUUUUUAUUUUUAUAUAUAUACUCCCCUUUAUUACUUUUCAACCCCACCAUCCUUUCCCUACUUGGAGUAAAUUAGUGAACAACAAUGCCCAGGCCUCUACUUCCGGUCUAUACUUACUAUGUGCAAUAUUAAGCUGAUCCACAAAAAAAAAAGUGUGCUCUUGUACGCACUGUAAUAUCCUUGUUUAAUUGCACUGUAGGAUCUAUUUUUAACCCUUGAGUCAAUUUCUGCGGCCCCGUGGAAAUAAAGUUAGCAUAAUACAAAAAUCCCUGUAGAAAUGUGUCUUUAAGCUAGAGAUUUUUUUUUUUGCAAAGGCGCCCACAAGCCACACGACUUGUCUGAAGGUAGCCCGGUACCAGCAAAAAAAAGAAUAAUAUGGAAGCAUAUAUGGAAGUAGAAAUAUAAAUGUGUCCAAAAAUAAAGGUUUCCUGAUCUUUCUUAUAUUUAUAACUAACCCAAGAUGGUUCAUCUGUGUUUAGUGGGAGCAAAUUAAGCAUAGUGGGCUGAACAAGCAAGGAGGUGGGCCAAGCACGAGCUAGCGAGAUCCUAUUGGCGCGUUGUAGCAUGUAUGUGCAUAUUUCCGUUAGGGAACGCCGCCUCUGAAGUGUGCACAAAUUCAAUAUGACCUUGCACUCCUAAACAACGUAAUAUUUUUUUACAACUUUGGCUAAGCGUCAAGUCUUAAAACGUAUAAAAAAAAGUUAUAAAACUUAGUGCACUGUAUUCGUAACAGAUUGUAGUUUUGGGAACAAAUGUAUUGAGAUCUGAUGUUUAAUGGAUGAGAAUAUUAGAAGAAUGUCGGCCAAGUUCCAUCCUCUCCCACUACCUGUGACUGGACUUCCUCUCACUACCAAACAGAUGCUUCAACUUUAUAGCCUGUGACAUGUCUGGGUUACCCUUUCUGUCUGUGGUAUAUCUCUCAGAUAUAGGACAGACACUUCAAAACAAACUUCCUUUAGAUUAUAAUUUUUUUGACCAUCUGUUUUUCCAUGCAUGAAUCUGUUAUUCAAUGUGUUUUUAUGGGCAAAUGGCAGUGAGGCCAAAUUCAAUAAUUGUAUGUAUUUUUUUCUAUACCUAACGGGGUCCUAAAAUUCUAAAUAAAAUGUCUAAAUGAUCCUUGGUAUGACCAUCUUAAAACAAUUCCAUAUGUUAGCUUAGUUGGGGAAACACUGGGCAGCAUACUCUUGUCGUACCAAGGGACUACAGUUUUGUAUAAUGAGUUACUUUGUCAGUCAAAUCACAUUGAUGUAGGCCUACUAUUCCUGCAACAACCUUGCAUUUACUUGCAUUUUCUAGAGGGAUUUGUCGGCACUUGUAUUGUAAGGAAUAGUAGAGUAACACGCAGACUUCUAAUGGCCUUGUUUUCACAAUAACAGCAGCUGUUAUCCUGUUGAAGGUGUUCUUCAGACUUAAGUUUUUAUAAUAUUUUUUUACUGCCUAGACGAGGGGUGUCAUUCAUUCCAUGGAAGGCCUAGUGUCUUUUUUCUCUUUUUAAAUGAAGACCUAGACAACCAGGUGAGGGGAGUUCUUUACUAAUUAGUGACCUUAAUUCAUCAAUCAAGUACAAGGGUUGAGCGAAAACACGCAGACACUCAGCCCUCCGUGGAAUGAGUUUGACACGUGGCCUAGACUGAACUGAGUCUGACAUGUUGCAUUUGGCACAGGCUGUUCUGUAAAAUUACCCUAAUAUCUCAGGCGGACCAGUAGUAUGAAUAUGAUACCACAGUGACCUCCAGUGGUAGUAAGUUGCAAAUGCAUGUAAUAAAUAAAUUCCUCCCUUUUUACUGUAGGGCUUUUUCCACAUUACCUACAUGACAUACACACACUUGCCUACAGGAUUCAGUAACUUCUUUCUUUGAGGUUUUCUAUACCUACCACUCUCUCUGUUUUCUUAUUGUCCCCCUCUCCUCUCACAGCAGCAGGAACAGUCAGACUCGUGGGUGGGGGGUGAUGAUGAGCCACUGACAGGGUUCAGCUGGAGAGGAGGCUGUGAGAGGGAGACCACAGGGAUCCAGGUCUGGAGUCAGGUGUUUGUGGUCAACAAGCCAGAUGGGAGCAAGGUGAACCUUACUGACACACACAACCAUUGAAAUUGAGAGGAACACAGUCCUUAUAUGUUUGAUCUUUUGUCAAUCCCUGCCACUCAUAUUGGCUGUACUUUCUUUAAGUGGAUUUCCAUCAUGUCUUGAUCAACUAAAGGUGACUUGCAGUAUCCUAACCCUCGACAGGUUGCUGUUCUGUUAGUGGACACACAGGGAGCCUUCGACAGCCAGUCCACCAUAAAGGACUGUGCAACAGUUUUUGCCCUGAGCACCAUGACCAGCUCUGUACAGGUGAGUCUAUGGGAUGGACCUGACUGUGACUGAGUUAUUAGUAUUUUACUGAUGAUGUACCCAGAAGACUGCAUACAUUGUGCCAGUUGAGUUCAUAGUUCAUUGCUGAUGGAACUGGUAUGUUAACUGGCUUACGUACAAAGGAUAUUUCAUGGUAUGUUUGUGUUUUCAGGUGUAUAACCUGUCUCAGAAUAUUCAGGAGGAUGAUCUUCAGCAUCUCCAGGUAUAUACAUAAUUCCACCCCAUCUUAAUGAAUACGUUACACAUUUGUUAGUGUUUGAAAACGAUGUUAGGGGUAUGAUGACUAACAUCCAUUGUCUUUACUCCAUAUGUUUAGCUCUUCACCGAAUACGGCCGGCUUGCUUUGGAGGAAAUCUAUCUAAAACCCUUUCAGGUAUGUUACUGUCCUGAAAAUGGAUAUGGUUUCUUCAAUAUAUUCAACAGUUUUGACAAGCACAUUUGUCCCCUCUGAGCACUGAUUUUCUCAGUAACCCUGUUUGUGUUCCAGUCACUCAUGUUCCUGAUCAGAGACUGGAGCUAUCCAUACGAACACAACUAUGGACUGGAGGGAGGGAACUGCUUUCUAGAGAAGAGACUGCAGGUAAGUCUGGAGGAGAGAAUGAGGCCCGUGAAGGAUCAUUUAAAAAUGGGCUGCUCCAUAUUUAAACAUAGUAUCUAGUCCAGUGUGGCUUUUUAGGAGAGGAAUUUCCACUACAGUUUUGAACGAAAUGAGUUUGAAUUCAAUAUCUUGGCCGAAUUGUAAUGAGUAAUUUUGUUAAGUUUAGCUUUGAAUGGAAGGAGACAUGCAGUAUCACUUUUAGUGGAGGAUCUAGCAGUGUAUAUGUUAUACCACUGUAUGCUAUGUGUUGGGUAGCAUGUAACAGCUGAGCCGUCUUAUUGGGUAGCAUGUAACAGCUGAGCCGUCUUAUUGGGUAGCAUGUAACAGCUGAGCCGUCUUAUUGGGUAGCAUGUAACAGCUGAGCCGCCUUAUUGGGUAGCAUGUAACAGCUGAGCCGCCUUAUUGGGUAGCAUGUAACAGCUGAGCCGUCUUAUUGGGUAGAAUGUAACAGCUGAGCCGUCUUAUUGGGUAGAAUGUAACAGCUGAGCCGUCUUAUUGGGUAGAAUGUAACAGCUGAGCCGUCUUAUUGGGUAGAAUGUAACAGCUGAGCCGUCUUAUUGGGUAGAAUGUAACAGCUGAGCCGCGUGUAUGGAAGUGUUGACUUGUUUUAAGUUGUUGGGUAGCAUGUUCCAAUUGGUCCAGUGGCCGCUUGUGGGAUAGCAUUGGACAGAAGACCAGUGUCUUUCUUGGAUAUUAUGUAACAGCUGUGUUGUUUUCUGCAGGUGAAACAGAACCAGCACGAGGAGCUGCAGACAGUGAGGAAACAUAUCCACUCCUGCUUCUCCAACAUCGGUUGCUUCCUACUGCCCCACCCUGGCCUCAAGGUGGCCACCAAUCCCAUGUUUGACGGAAGAUUAAAAGGUGAGGCCUCCCACUACAGAGAAUUAUCACUUCCACCCCCUCACCCCCCUCCAUAUGCCACUAACCCCACCCACCCAACAUUAUCUCAUCCUCAGUGACUCCCUGACCCUUUUCUGAAAGACUGAAGUGGAGAGGAAGCUUAGUUAACCCCUGGAGGAGACAUUAUUGGGCUUUACUAUGCUUCUGGCUGUGUUCUUUGUGUAGACAUUGAUGGUGACUUCAAAGAGGCGCUGGGCAAUCUGGUGCCCUUACUGCUGGCUCCUGAGAACCUGGUGGAGAAGGAGAUUGGAGGGGCGAAAGUCACCUGCAGAGAUCUAGUGGAGUAUUUUAAGGCGAGUAAGCGCUCUGCCUCUCCCAUGGCGACACGAAAACUGGAAAUGCCUGAAAGUGUUCUAAAAAUUUAUUCUCUUUACAACGGAAAUAAUCAAUACAAAAUGAAUUUCUCCACAUUUACUUCCCAGGCCUAUAUAAAGAUAUAUCAAGGGGAGGAGCUUCCUCAUCCCAAGUCCAUGUUACAGGUCUGUAUUGGUUUGCUUAACAUUGACGUUAAUAGUUUUGAGCAAGCCCGUGGAGUCUCUUAUUCCGCUCACACCCUCUUUGCGUUUGACUGUGCUCAUAUUUUCUUCCAUGUUACCUAGGCAACGGCUGAAGCCAACAACCUUACAGCAGUUGCUGGCGCGAAAGACACUUACAGCAAAAGCAUGGAAAUGGUAGGUUUGUUCACCCCUAGCUUGUUAUACGAACAAUGUAUAGUCAUAGACUGUUCUCUCUGCUACCGCAAGGUACCGGAGCGCCAAGUCUAGGUCCAAAAGGCUUCUUACAUUUACAUUUUAGUCAUUUAGCAGACACUCUUAUCCAGAGCAACUUACAGUUAGUGAGUGCAUACAUUUUCAUACUGGCCCCCCGUGGGAAUCGAACCCACAACCCUGGCGUUGCAAACGCCAUGCUCUACCAACUGAGCUACACGGGACUACAUAACAGCUUCUACCCCCAAGCCAUAAGACCCCUGAACAGCUAAUCAAAUGGCUACCCCUCUUUUACGCUGCUGCAACUCUCUGUUUAUGAUCUAUGCAUAGUCACUUUAACUGUACCUACAUGUACAUAUUACCUCGACUAACCUGUUCCCCCGCACCUUGACUCUGUACCGGUACCCCCUGUAUAUAGCCUCGCUACAGUUAUUUUACUGCUGCUCUUUAAUUAUUUUUUAUUUGAAUUUUGUAGAUAAGUAAAACAUUUAACACUUAUAUUUCUUAACUGCAUUGUUGGUUAAGGGCUUGUAAGUAAGCAUUUCACUGUAAGGUCUACAGCUGUCGUAUUCUGCACGUGACAAAUAAAAUGUGAUUUGAUCCACACAUUCCAUGCAGAUUGAUAUUGUACACUGAAUAGUGUCAUAAUACAAUCAAAAUCAUGUAACCCAUGACGUCAUCCAUAGAGGUAAUCUUUUUGCAAUUAGUCUUUGUUAAAGUUAGUGUAAUAUUGUGUUUGGUUUCUGAACUGUGGUGUUUCGCUGCUAGGUGUGUGGAGGGGACAAGCCCUACAUCGCCCCUCCAGACCUGGAACGUUGCCACGAGGAGUUCAAGGAGUGCUCAGUGCGUCAGUUCCGCUCCGUGAAGAAGAUGGGCGGAGAGGACUUCUGCAAGAAAUACCAGGAGCAGCUGGAGGGCGAGCUGGAUGAGGCCUACUCCAACUUCCACAAGCACAACGAGGGCAAGAACAUCUUCUACGCCGCACGCACGCCCGCAACGCUGUUCGUCGUCAUGUUCGCCACCUACAUCGUCUCAGGGCUGACCGGAUUCAUCGGAAUGAACACUAUUGCCAUGCUGGCCAACCUGGUCAUGGGUGUGGCCCUCAUGACGCUCUGCAUGUGGGCCUACGUCAAAUACUCAGGGGAGUUCAGAGAUGUGGGCACCAUCAUAGACCUGUUGGCAGAGACACUCUGGGAACAGGUGGGUGCCGACGUCUGUGUCGAUGAAGGUGUUUUCAUGUUAAGGAUAGAAGUAUUGAUAAGUCAAUUAGAGUACUGUAAGUAUGAUUAUUUAGGACAAGUGACUUUCUAGGUGAUUCAAAGCCCUGUGAAGCUGAGAAUUCCUCCUUGAUGUCUCCCGUCUGUGACGUUGAUUCCCUUCCCUCAGAUUCCAGACUUCUAGUGGCCCUCUAGUUCCCCAUCAGCCCUGAACUCGAUCUAGCUAACAAAAUGGCUACACGGACUGAGUUGACCCUUGUAUUUCUAUUUUUGCCCUGUCUCUAUUAACACACUAAGAACUCUACACACAUUGACACAUUUAUACUGACACUAUACACACAAUCAUAUACGCUGCUGCUACUGUUUAUCAUAUAUCCUGAUGCCUAGUCGCCUUACCCCUAUACAUACAGUGCAUUCGGAAAGUAUUCAGACCCCUUGACAUUUUCCACAUUUUGUUACGUUAGGGCCUUAUUCUAAAAUUUAUUAAAUUGUUGUUUUUCCCCUUAAUCUACACACAAUACCCCAUAAUGUCAAAGCAAAUACAGGUUUUUUUAAUAAACAACCCCGGAAAUAUCAUAUUUACAAAAGUAUUCAGACCCUUUACUCAGUACUUUGUUGAAGCACCUUUGGCAGCGAUUACAGCCUCGAGUUUCUCCUAUUCUUCUCUGCAGAUCCUCUCAAGCUUUGUCAAGUUUGAUGGGGAGUGUCGCUGCACAGCUAUUUUCAGGUGUCUCCAGAGAUGUUUGAUCGGGUUCAAGUCCGGGCUCUGGCUGGGACACUCAAGGACAUUCAGAGACUUGUCCCGAAGCUACUCCUGCGUUGUCUUGGCUGAGGGUUGUUGUCCUGUUGGAAGAUGAACCUUCGCCCCCAGUCUGAGGUCCUGAGCGCUCUGAAGCAGGUUUUCAUCAAGGAUCUCUCUGUACUUUGCUCCGUUCAUCUAUCCCUCGAUCCUGACUAGUAUCCCAGUCCCUGCCGCUGAAAAACAUCCCCAUGCUGCCACCACCAUGCUUCACCGUAGGGAUGGUGCCAGGUUUCCUCCAGACUUGAAGCUUUGCAUUCAGGCCAAAGAGUUCAAUCUUUGUUUCAUCAGACCAGAUAAUCUUUUUUUCUCAUGGUCAGAGACCUUUUGGCAAACUCCAAGCGGGCUGUCAUGUGCAAUUUACUGAGUGGCUCUCUGGCCACUCUACCAUAAAGGCCUGAUUGGUGGAGUGCUGCAGAGAUGGUUGUCCUUCUGGAAGGUUCUCCCAUCUCCACAGAGGAACUCUGGAGCUCUGUCAGUGACCAUCGGGUUCUUGGUCACCCCUCUGACCAAGGCCCUUCUCCCUCAAUUGCUCAGUUUGAUGGGCGGCCAGCUCAAAGUCUUGAUGGUUCCAAACUUCUUCCAUUUUAGAAUGGAGGCCACUGUGUUCUUGGACCUUCAAUGUUGCAGAUUGGACAUGAUUUGGAAAGGCACACAGCUGACAGUGCAUGUCAGAGCAAAAACCAAGCCAUGAGGUUGAAGGAAUUGUCCGUAAAGCUCAGACAGGAUUGUUUCAAGGCACAGAUCUGGAGAAGGGUACCAAAAAAUGUUUGCAGCAUUGAAGGUCCCCAAGAACAGUGGCCUCCAUCAUUCUUAAGUGAAAUAAGUUUGGAACCACCAAGGCUCUUCCUAGAGCUGGCCGCCCAGCCAAACUGCGCAAUCGGGGGAGAAGGGCCUUGGUCAGGGAGGUGACCAAGAACCCAAUGGUCACUCUGACAGAGCUCUAGAGUUCCUCUGUGGAGAUGGGAGAACCUUCCAGAAGGACAACCAUCUCUGCAGCACUCCACCAAUCAGGCCUUUAUGGUAGUGGCCAGACGGAAGCCACUCCUCAGUAAAAGGCACAUGACAGCCCACUUGGAGUUUGCCAAAAGGCACCUAAAGGAGACUCCGACCAUGAGAAACCAAGAUUGAACUCUUUGGCCUGAAUGCCAAGCGUCACGUCUGGAGGAAACCAGGCACCGCUCAUCACCUGGCCAAUACCAUCCCUACGGUGAAGCAUGGUGGUGGCAGCAUCAUGCUGUGGGUGUGUUUUUCAGCGGCAGGUACUGGGAGACUAGUCAGGAUCGAGGGAUAGAUGUACAGUACAGAGAGUACCUUGAUGAAAAGCUGCUCCAGAGCGCUCAGGACCUCACACUGGGGUGAAGGUUCACCUUACAAUAGAACAACGUCCCUAAGCACACAGCCAAGACCACGCAGGAGUGACUUCGGGACAAGUCUCUGAAUGUCCUUGAGUGGCCCAGCCACAGAGAUCUAAUAUCUCUGGAGAGACCUAAAAAUAGCUGUGCAGCGUCGCUCCCCAUCCAAUCUGACAGCGCUUGAGAGGAUGUGCAGAGAAGAAUGGGAGAAACUCCCCAAAUACAGGUGUGCCUAGUUUGUAGCGUCAUACCCAAGAAGACUCGAGGCUGUAAUCGCUGCCAAAGGUGCUUCAACAAAGUACUGAGUAAAGGGUCUGAGUACCUAUGUAAAAUGUGAUUUCAUUUUCUUAUAUAUAUGUUUCUACAUUUGCAAAAAUGUCAAUCUGUUUUUGAUUUGUCAUUAUGGGGUAUUGUGUGUAGAUUGAGGGGGGGGGGGAAACUAUUUAAUCCAUUUUUGAAUAAGGCUGUAACAUUACAACGUGGAAGAAGUGAAGGGGUCUGAAUAUUUUCAGAAUGCACUGUAUAGCUUGUUUUUGUUCUACCCUAUGUAAUUUUGUGUACUAUUGAUUACUUAAUUGUUGGGUUUAGAGCUGGAAAGGAAGGCAUUUCAGUAUACUUCUGCAUGUGAAAUUAACCCCCUCCAUCAAAAUUUGAUUUGAUCCAAUUAACUGUCUUUCCUUUACCAUCCAAUCAGCCUUCAGCCUACCCUUUCCUUGUCCAAUCAGCUGGUGAUCUGUUUUCUUCUUUAAUCUGAUCUUGCUCUCCCUCUCCUCUCUGCCUCACAGAAGACUCCCAGAAAGGUGAGAGGUGGAGGUUUCCCUUCCUGCCUUUGUUCCUGGUGCAGUUCAGUGUACUGUGUUUGUCAUCUUUGGUUGUCUCUCUGCUGACAUAGCUCUUCUCUGCUAAUUCCUCACCUCCCCUGUCUCCAGGUGCUUUCCAAACUCUUCGAGUCAGCCAGGAGUCGAAUCACAUGGAGCUUUUUCCUACCAGCAGCAGCAAUACAGAGAAAGCGACUCUCCUCAAACAACAAUGACAAGACUGACUAACUAGCCUUUCUGGCUAGCUGCUUGGCUCUUUAUUUCCAAAUGCAUCUGCAUUCUGCUCUUGUCAUUCCUUGUGGCCUAUGGGGCUGGUCUUAAUUACAGGGAUGUUGUCUGCCUGGUUCACUCUACAUGUAGAGCGCAGGUUGGCACUCUACCUACUCUUGAUUGUAAACACAGCAGGCCCACUGAAAUGUCUUAAAUCAUCGUGACACGUUUCAGAUCUUUUUUGGAAUCCAUUUUUUCAGUUGCCAUGAUCUGAGUUUAGUUUUGACAUUUUAAUUAUUUUUGUUUUAAAACAUCAAUGUUUUCGGUCUGCAUGUUGGAAGCCUUUCUUUCGCUCCAUUUUUCCUUAUAUUGUCAUGUUGUUUUCUAUUGAUUUUGAUUUAGUCAUGUCCCCCUGUGCUCUCUCCUCUCCAGGUGUUGAAGCCUCUGAGUGAGCAAUAUAUGGAGGAUAACGUUAGACAGACUGUGGUCAACUCCAUCAGAGCCAGUCUGACAGAACAGGCCACACAGCACACCAAGUCACAAUGACACCCCCCCCUCCCCCCCUCCCCCCUCCCCCCUCCCCUCCCCUCCUGCUAUCCGCUCACCCAUUCAGUGUGCUAAGUCCUAGAGCUCUGCAAACCAAAGUAUACCCACCCACCCUCCUUGUCUGCUGUACUGUCCUGUGUUACUACUGGCUCCUCUAUUAUCGGAUCGCUCCUGUUGGAAGGUGGACAAUCAGCGAGUUAACAAGUGGAGUUGCCAGUCUUCUCCCGCCUUUACCAAAUUGGACCCAUUUAUCGAAUGUGCCAUCUUGUAGAGGCAACCCCUACCCCCACCCAGGAUUUUAAAUAAUGAAGGAUUGUCAGUUUUGCUGGCCUGGUUUUAGUGUCUAAUACUGCCAUUAAUUAAACGGAUUGUACAUGCUUGGGUUUGAAGGGAAAUUCAGGGAAAUGCAGCUCAUACGCUGUGCCUUUGGAUGCAAGCUGAACUGUCUGCCUGGUCAUACAUACAGUAGCCAAGCCAGUCUGUUACUCCCCCUCUUCUGAUUAUUGUUUGGUUUUUAACGGAGGUGGCUUUAGAAAGUAUUUGAGCCUCAUUGUUUUUAAGGUACUGAACUUGCUUUAGCAUCUACCUACCAGUAUUACCCACUGCAUGGUAUUAGAUCUACAUAGCAUAGCGCUAAAAUAGGCCCUAGAGCUCAAGCUACUGGUUAGCGGGGAAAUAUUCAGACCAUUUAAUUUGUCUUUCUUGAAAACCCAGAAGUACAGUGGGAGUGAUCAAAGGUAUUGCAAAUCUAGCAUGUUUUUCUCUUGUCAAUACAGCACUAAUGAUAUCAGUUAUGCCAACACUUUAGUACCAAUUCCAUCCACAACUGUCUCGCCUAGGAACGUGCCAGUCUGUACAGUCAUUUAUAUUUUUCAAAUAGGGCAUGAUGUAUAUGACAAAUAUUGAAAGAACUUUGUAUAAAUUUUUAUAGUGUUGUGGUUUUUUGAUUGGCCUAAAGUGUGGUUUAAGGAAUGUUUUGUGAUUGGUCUUACAUGUAAAAUUGCAUGUUUACAUACUAGUAUAGUAGAUAAAAAAUAAAACUCUAGGCUAGAGCACUUCGAUUCCACCUCGGACAAAGCUUUCUGGAAUUUGAGUGGGUCGAGAUUGUCUUUUUGCAUUUUAAAUCAUUUCCUGUAAUUUAUUUUUCAAUGAGUACAUUGACCUUAUUGAUUAAAACUGAUAAUUGACAGUUCA
Messenger RNA from Coregonus sp. 'balchen', 24220 nucleotides. The record is from the annotation of a GenBank genome assembly. Lineage: Eukaryota; Metazoa; Chordata; Actinopteri; Salmoniformes; Salmonidae.